This is a messenger RNA of Cadophora gregata, 2871 nucleotides long. RefSeq lists its product as uncharacterized. NCBI's taxonomy places the organism in Eukaryota, Fungi, Ascomycota, Leotiomycetes, Helotiales, Ploettnerulaceae. The transcript is spliced from 6 exons. Gene Ontology annotation, biological process: regulation of DNA-templated transcription; DNA-templated transcription. The record is from RefSeq and is a predicted model, not a curated record. Gene Ontology annotation, molecular function: DNA-binding transcription factor activity, RNA polymerase II-specific; DNA binding; zinc ion binding. Bases 1 to 2871 code for a protein of 956 amino acids.
AUGCAUGGAACACGGGCAAGCUUCAGUGCCCUGCACCCUGCAUCCUGCACCCUGCACCCCACACUUCCCCGGCCCCCUCAACAUGACUUGAGAAACCCACGGUCUUCCAUUUCUCCAGCUAACACUUGCUGCAGUUUGGAGCUCAAGACUCGAAAACAGGGGAGAAGGGGAGAAACGAUCGUUCCAGUCGGUGCAGGGCACCUCCUACCUAUUUACCUGACUCGGCAGCUAUAUAGAUCGAGCAGACAGUGCUCGCCCAGAGCUCUCGACGAUUGGCUAUGGUACUGUGCCGUCUUUGAGUGCCUGCCUACCUCCAGUCGUACGAGCAUCCUAAUCCUAAUCCUCGCGAUGGAGUUACCACCGUUGACUGGACCGCCGACAUAUGGCCCUGCGGCAUGCCCUCAUUGUAGCCAAGUCUUCAGCCGCAAGGAACAUCUGGAUCGACACCUCCACCGGCAUUCUGGAACAAGAUCAUUUCGAUGCUCUGUCUGCAACAAAUCAUUCUCGAGGAGAGACACUCUUGCUCGACAUCAGAUUGUUCAUGGAUCUUUCCGCAGCCCAGAGGCGUCAAGAAGACAAUCAUUGGCGCCUCACCGAGGAUGUCAGGCCUGCCAGGAGUGCGCAAAGGCCAAAUCCCGGUGCCACGGCGGUCAGCCCUGCCACAGGUGCGUUCGUCGAGGCCUUUCUUGCCAAUUUGAGCCCAGGUCGCGGCCUCUGAAGGUUACUCCACUCGUAUCCACUACCACGAGCAUGGACGAAUCAGUGUUGGGGCCCAGAACCGCAGUAUCAAACGUCAUUAAUGAGACUCAGCAAGCGAACACUCAAUUAAACAUGGACUUGCCAUCUUUGGAGUUGCCGCUUCCCCCAGCGAGUCCGAACCUUCACUAUCGGGCAUCUCUCAGUCUCCCAAGCAAUGCUUCUACUGCGAAUGUCACAGCAGUACAGAACGACCUUCCUCCAUCUGAAAGUCAUUUUAUGGUUGCGACGCCCGGCAGCGUUCUCGGUGACUGCUCACUCUGGCAGGCGGAUGACCUAUAUUCGCUAGAUCCCAUAUUCUGGGGCUUCGAUGAAGUCAAUAGCACUGAUAACCAAAUGGAAGUGACAGCAUUUACUGGAAGAUCGUUUUCACCAGCUGCAACUCGAACUACAAGUUGCUUCAAUGCAAUCCCAUCUCCCCGUCCGUCAGAGCACGGUCUAGAUGCAAAUACUACGGAGCCUGGACUCAAUGAAAAUAACGCAGCCUUGCGUCCAACUUCAAACACCUAUACUCCGUUGCACUUCCCACCACCAAGCCCAGAAGACUACGAUGUUAUCCAGAAAGAGGAUUCUGGUCAUGUCCACAGCAUAAGUCCUCCCGCGUACCACAAACUACGCUCCUUUUUGAAUGAUAAUAUUGACCCCAGAAGUUCGCACAUACCCUCAAUCGAGUUCUUUCAUUCCUUUGUGCAACUGUAUUUCGAGUACUUUGACACUUUAUUCCCCUUCAUACAUCCUUCGGUGAUGGGCGAAGACGGCCUCUCCUGGCUUCUACUUCUAGCCGUGAGUUCCAUCGGCUGUCAGUACUCUGGUGUGAAACAUGGGACGGAUAUCUCCAAUGUUCUUCACGAGAUGUUAAAACUUGCAAUCAGACAUGAGAUGCCAGAUCCUCUGCAGACAGCUAGCCUUGACUUUGUACAGAGUAUGUUUCUAAGAGAUGCACGAAUGAUAUUUUCUGGGUUGAACAGGCAACAAUUAAAAGUGCAGUUCGAGAGAAACACGCUGGUCACUUUAUGUAGAUCUAUCGCCCAAACUUCAGCUGCGCGAGAGACCCCGUUAAGACAUGGUCGUGAUUCCCAAGUCAAAUAUCGAGAUUGGCAGUCCUGGUUAAGCAGCGAAUCCAUGACUCGGCUGAUGUACUCGGUUUUUGGCUUGGAUUGUCUUCAAAUGGUUCUGUUUGAUCUCUACCCCAUGUGCAACAUGAGAGAUCUCGCAAUGUGCAAUUCUACGGACGACAAGCUAUGGGAUUGUCUAGAGGCUUCGAGCUGGGAAGCUGAAUUUGGGUCACGAAAAGAUCAGUCGGAACUCUCGCGACAGAAUCCGCAAACACUACCAUCCUCGGUUACGCAAAGUGUGCCUACCUUGGCUCUUUAUGCCCAGGAGAAGUUUAUCCUGGACAAUUUGAACAUUCUCUCUCGCCCCAGUUCCAGCCUACCGCCAAAGUUGACUAGCAGUCUCCCCAUACCAGUUCCGUCACUGCAACAGUUGGCUACGCCCUUCAGCACCGCCGUUGACAAUGAAUUGCAUAUAUCCAGGUUCGCCUCAAAGACAGAGCCUCUAUUUCACAUUAUAAGUAUCCUGAGAAGGGUACCACUACGAAGACUUUACUCGUUCUCUGGCUGGCAGACUAAUGCGGCGGAAAUCGAAGAGUCUGAAAAAUCCCUCGAGAGCUGGAUGCAGGGUAAUGAAGAAGCUGCCAGGGAAUGUCUGUGGCAUGCUGCGGUGGGAUUCAGCACUCUACGCAGCCAAUCAUAUAUUUCUUGCCAUGCGCCUCUGUGUAUGCUAGUGGCGGCAAUAUAUAUUUGGGCGUACGACAAACUUAGUCAUUAUAACGUACUAAAGGCAGAUACCAUCACUCGUACGAAUACAGUCCGACUUGACAGCCUUCAGGAUCCUACUCGUGUUGAGAAGUGGAUCAAGGGAGAGUCAGGGAGCUCCCGCAUAUAUAUCAGAGAAGUUGGCAUAUUGAAUGGCUCAGAGAGUAUUUCACGUCUUUUGUUAGAACUUGAGAGAUCGUUACUUGGUCAGACUGCAUGGCCAGGUCUCUGCGGAGGAAUUGCAUUUGCAAUCAGGGGCAUCAUUAACGGAGGGUUACCUUUACGUCAGCCAGAGUGA